UGGCUUCGAGAUUUUUGUAUUGUUUAUAAUUUCGGUGUCAUCUCUCGACUAGUUGAUGGAACACCUGUAGUGCAUUUUAAUGAGGUUGUUGUUGAAUAGUAGACGUGAUUUUUGAAGGAUUCAACGUCCGUCUAGAAAACAAUAGAUUUUGGGGGUUGAUUAGUUUGUACAGAGACGUUCAGUCGAAAUUAUUCGCCAGUUCGAUUUUGUCGAGGUUUUUUAAAACUUGUGAGCUGCCGAUCGGAGAUUCAUUACAGGACAAAAAGAUGCAGCGAAUUGAUUUUAGCCAACCCAAGUGGGAUCAGAGCACAUUUUCAGGAAGGCUGAAGCAUUUCUUUUGGGUUACUGAUCCAAGAUCUUGUGUUGUUUCAAGCGAGCAACUCUAUGAAGCCAAAACCUUGGUCGAGAAAUACAAGAAUCACCGAGAACCACCAGGAACUACAACUGAACAAGUUUGGUAUGCAAGGAAACUCUACGAAUCUGCUUUUCACCCUGACUCUGGUGAACUUCAGAAUUUCUGCGGUAGAAUGUCUUUCCAAGUUCCAGGGGGUAUGCUCAUCACUGGCUUCAUGUUGCAGUUUUACAGGACUGUCCCUGCUGUGGUGUUUUGGCAGUGGGUCAACCAAUCCUUCAACGCUCUAGUGAAUUACACCAACCGUAACGCCAAGUCAGAAGUCUCGUCGACCCAGUUGGGCGUGGCAUACGUUUCGGCGACAACAUCCGCGUUGGUUACCGCCCUUGGUCUCAAGACCUUCUUGGAAAAGAGAGCCGGAAGUCUUCUACAGCGCUAUGUUCCAUUUGCUGCCGUAGCCGCUGCCAAUUGCGUAAAUAUUCCACUGAUGCGUCAGUCGGAAUUAAUUAACGGCAUCGUCGUUUACGACGAAAAUGGAAACGCUGUCACCGAAUCUCGCCUGGCCGCUGCUAAAGGAAUCACGCAAGUUGUAAUCUCACGAAUCGCUAUGGCAGCUCCUGGAAUGACUUUACUGCCCCUCGUGAUGGAAAAAUUGGAGAGCUAUUCUUGGAUGCAACGAAUUAAAUUCUUACAUGCGCCUUUUCAGAUCGUCGCCUGCGGAGCAAUUCUCACCUUCAUGACUCCCGCCGCUUGCGCCCUCUUCCCUCAAAGAUGCUCUUUGGACGUCUCAACGCUGGCCUGUUUCGAGCCGGAACAAUACGAAAAACUCAAAAAGACUGUUGGCGAAGGCUCAAUCUCUAAAGUCUAUUUCAAUAAGGGCUUGUGAUCAGCUGGAAAGUAGUAACGGCUUGUAAGUUGGGUGCUAAUCACAUAUCAAUGAUCUGAUCGACAAUCGGGAUUAACUGUCUUAAAAACGCACAAAAAAUCCUAUUCAAUAGUUUAAGUUGUCCGUUCUAAAUGUUAGACGUUAUUUAAAUUCAAAGGUUAAAUUCAGCUAAAAGCCAACAGGUAUGUCGUUACGAUUUUAUAGCUGUACUGUGUCUUAGUCAAUAUAUAUGUUACCGCCGUUGAGGCGAUUCGUUAACCUAAA
This is a messenger RNA of Daphnia pulex (common water flea), 1502 nucleotides long. Its product is annotated as sideroflexin-2-like. The transcript has 7 exons. Gene Ontology annotation, cellular component: mitochondrial inner membrane. Bases 267 to 1238 code for a protein of 323 amino acids. Gene Ontology annotation, biological process: monoatomic ion transport; serine import into mitochondrion. The record is from RefSeq and is a predicted model, not a curated record. Gene Ontology annotation, molecular function: monoatomic ion transmembrane transporter activity. NCBI's taxonomy places the organism in Eukaryota, Metazoa, Arthropoda, Branchiopoda, Diplostraca, Daphniidae.